Austrofundulus limnaeus is the source of this 1173-nucleotide messenger RNA. RefSeq names its product SH2 domain-containing protein 6. The record is from RefSeq and is a predicted model, not a curated record. The transcript has 12 exons. Gene Ontology annotation, biological process: intracellular signal transduction; cell surface receptor protein tyrosine kinase signaling pathway. The coding region runs from base 14 to 793 and encodes 259 amino acids. NCBI's taxonomy places the organism in Eukaryota, Metazoa, Chordata, Actinopteri, Cyprinodontiformes, Rivulidae.
GCCUGGGAGGCAGAUGAGGCCUCCUCCUGUAGCCCGUCCUGCUCCGGCUCACACAUCUGAUGAAGACGAUGUUUAUCUGGAUCCAAAUGAAGAACAGGAAGAUAAUGAAGAUAAUGACGUGUAUUUAGAGCCAGAGGCAGCUUGUUCACCUCCCCCACGGGGGCUGCUGCCAUCUCCCAAAACUGGACCUCCUGCCCACAAACCAAUGAUGAAACCUCCAGUUCCAAGAGCUCAGACUCAUUCAGCAUUUCCUUCCUUGAAUGAGGUGAAAACAACUCCGGAUGAAGAGAGACGGGCCAGUUUUCCCACCAAACUCCCCCCACCACCAACUCCCGGAGCCAAGCCUCCUUUCCCUGUGACCAGGAAGGAGCCUAAACCCAUGCCUCCUGUUCCUUCAAUCACAGACACAAAAUCUGUGGGUGGUUUAAGAAAACUGUCUGGAAAUGAGGAUAAAGAGUGGUUUGCAGGAGACUGCAACAGAAAAAAAGCUGAGGAGCUUCUACAGAAAGUCAGAAAGGACGGUGCCUUCCUCAUCAGAUACAGCUCCAACCAGACCCCCCAGCAGCCGUACACCCUGGCCAUGCUCUACCAGCAGAAGGUCUACAACAUCCCCAUCAGGUUCACUGGAGACACUCACAGCUACGCCCUCGGAAAGGAGGGAAAAAUCAACGAAAUUGUUUUCGCCAGCCUCGACGAGAUGAUCUCUUACCACAGGCAGAACCAAAUACUUCUGAUUGACAGCAGGAGCCAGGCCAAGCACACAGCAAGCCUAACACAAGCUGUGCGGCCUUGAGGCAACCCUGACUCUCAACUAACUCAACACGUUCCUUUUUUUUUUAAAAGUCUGCGCGGUCGGUGAAACCUGGCACCAGAGGACAAAGAGAUGUUGAAAGUGCUCCUCGACACACCAGCUGCGCGAUACGACAGCACUAAAGCUCAGAGAUCAUCGAAACGAUUGUUCUCGUAAUAUUCCUCUGGUGACACAAAAACUGAGGCUUCAGCAGCUGAAGGAAUCGAGUCUUUCUGUCGAUAAAAAACAGUAAAUUUGUUGCUGCUCGUCUGCAUCACUCUGCUUCAUCAGCUGCAGAUAAAUGUCUAAUUUUUGUUUAAACAUCACUCACAGCAAAGUCGUAAAACAAAACAAUGAACUACAUUAAAUGGGGCAGUUUGAAA